Molecule: messenger RNA, 2405 nt
Organism: Octopus sinensis (East Asian common octopus)
Lineage: Eukaryota; Metazoa; Mollusca; Cephalopoda; Octopoda; Octopodidae
Product: zinc finger protein 708
Exons: 2
Coding region: 406-1710 (434 amino acids)
Biological process (GO): negative regulation of transcription by RNA polymerase II
Molecular function (GO): DNA-binding transcription repressor activity, RNA polymerase II-specific
Source: RefSeq, a predicted model, not a curated record
UAUACUUCCUGUCAGCCAUAACAUGCCGUUCAAAUUUCUGUUGAUUUAGUGUGGUGCACCCAGUGUACACAUGUAAAUACUGUGUAGUGUCGGCAGUGGCGAUUCAUGAAGUUGGAGCACAAAGGAUAUGUUGUUUAACUAUGUAGAGUGUUUAAGGAGAAGAGAAAGGAAGAAGAUCAGACAGAGAAGAGCGGUAUGUUGAGAAAGAUGUUUGCAUCAUGAAAAGAGGAUUUCUAUGCAAAGAUGUCAUUUCCUGAUUUAAAACUAAAAAGAGCUCCCUUGAGAGUUCUAAAAAAUCCUUCAAGGUAGCUGUGAAAGAGAUUCUUUUGUUUUCCGGAAGAUAUAUUCACCAACAAUAAUUAUCCUACUUAAUUUAGGUCUUCAAAGUGGGAAAAUAGCAGCUUGAUGGAAGGCAAAAUGAUUCUUACAGAAGAACCAAUCCACCACUGUGAAAUUUGUAGUAAAAACUUUCUAAGCUCUUGGCACUUGAAUAAGCACAAGCAAUCCCACACUGAUGCAAAACCACACCACUGUGGAGUGUGUGGCAAGUCGUUCACAUUUAAUUGCAACUUGCGAAAGCAUAAAAUGAUCCAUACUGGAGAAAAGCCAUUCAGCUGUGAAAUAUGUGGUAAAGUGUUCACAAACAAAGGUGAUGUAUCCAGACAUAAAGUUGUUCAUACAGGAGAAAGACCAUUCAAGUGUGAGAUUUGUAGUAAAAAAUUCUUACGUAAUUGGCAAUUGAAUGCACAUAAAGUUGCACAUAUGAGACAGAAACCAUACCGUUGCGAAAUUUGUGAUAAUACGUUUAUGUCUAAUACCAACUUAAAGAAACAUAAAAUGAUUCAUACUGGGGAAAAGCCAUUCACUUGUGAAGUCUGUGGAAAAGCAUUUAUAUCUAAUAGUAACUUACGUAUUCAUAGAAUGGUCCAUACAGGAGAACGUCCGUUCAACUGUGAAAUCUGUGGUAAAGCAUUCCCCAGAAGAGGUCAAAUAACACGGCAUAAAGUGGUUCACACAGGAGACAAACCUUACCAAUGUAUUAUUUGUAAUAAGAGGUUUUCAUCCAAUAGUAGUUUAGCCAUCCAUAAAAUAAUUCAUACAGAAGAUAGUCAAUUUCGCUGUGAUGUUUGUGGUAAAGCAUUCUCUAGAAAAAGUGAUGUCACUCGACAUAAAAUGGUUCACACUGGAGAAAAGCCAUAUCACUGUGAAACAUGUGGUAAAACAUUCUCAUGUAAAGGUAAUUUAAGAAAACACCAAAUGGUUCACACAGGAGAGAAACCAUACCACUGUGAUAUUUGUGGUAAAACGUUUGCGAGUAAUGGUCAUCUAACGAAACAUAAAGUGGUUCACACAGGAGAGAAACCAUACCACUGUGCGGUUUGUGGUAAAUCAUUCUCACAGAGUGGUUAUUUACGUUUACAUAAAGUGAUUCAUACGGGAGAGAAACCAUUUGACUGUGAUAUCUGUGAUAAGACAUUUGCUAGAAAGAGUGAAGUAAUUAGUCAUAAAGUCAUUCACAGUGGAGAGAGACCUUUUCAGUGUGAUAUCUGUGGGAAAACCUUUGCUCGGAAGAAUACUGUAAGGAUCCAUAAAGUUGUUCACACAGGGGAGAAACCAUUCGACUGUGAUAUCUGUGGGAAAGCAUUUUCAAACAAAGGUCUGGUGACAAAACACAAACUGAUUCAUACUAAACAGAAAUCCUUGUUAUGAGCCUUUGUUUGAACAUUGUCACACAAUAGUGAUAGAAGGGUCUCUUAAAUCAUUCAUACAUUAGAGAAAAUAUAACGUGAUAAAGUUUGGGGUUAUGUAGUAGACUUAAUGGUGUUCUUUAGUUCCUAAUCAACCUUUGAUUUAGUAAAUGUAUCAUCAAAAAUAUUCCAAUCAUACCCAUCUCAUCUUUUUAGAGUUAUCUUGGACUACAUUAUAUAUAAUGUGUCCAAUAUUUAUGAUGGUGGAGUUUAAUUUGAGGGAAAUUUGGCUGCAAUUUCAAGCAGUUGUGCAACCAGAUGGAGGCUCUAAUAGUUGAUACAUGUGUACAGUCAUAUAUCUAUAGUAAAGUUUGGAAUUCUAAUUCAACUAGUUUGUACUGAAGAGUAUAUCUUGAAAUGUGUGUAGGAAUGAAACAUAGGAUAUUUGAUAUUUUAUCAGCAAUGGACCAACAUGAAAUAGAAAAAUCCAUAGCAUGGUUAAGUUCCUAGAAAAACAUUCCCUUGAAAUGUUCUCUUCGGAGCAAACAUAGUUCUAGAUAUGCUGGAGAGAAAGACUCCUAUUAAGAACUUUGUUGUCGUUUAACAUCCGCUUUCACUGCUGGCAUGGGUUGGAUGGUUUGACUGAGGACUGGCAAGCUGGGAGGCUGCACCAAAUCCAAUCUGAUUUGGCCAAGUUUCUACAGCUGAAUGCCCUUC